This is a messenger RNA of Zalophus californianus (California sea lion), 12780 nucleotides long. RefSeq names its product protein kinase, DNA-activated, catalytic subunit (gene PRKDC). Bases 19 to 12573 code for a protein of 4184 amino acids. Gene Ontology annotation, cellular component: nucleus. NCBI's taxonomy places the organism in Eukaryota, Metazoa, Chordata, Mammalia, Carnivora, Otariidae. Gene Ontology annotation, molecular function: protein binding; DNA-dependent protein kinase activity. The transcript has 87 exons. The record is from RefSeq and is a predicted model, not a curated record. Gene Ontology annotation, biological process: intrinsic apoptotic signaling pathway in response to DNA damage; double-strand break repair via nonhomologous end joining; telomere maintenance.
GCUGACUCCGCGUCUGGCAUGCGGGGUUCUCUACUGCAGCUGCAGGAGUCCUUGUCUCACGGCGACCGCUGCAGCGCCGCGAUGGCCAGUUAUCAGCUGAUCCGGGGCCUGGGACAGGAGUGCGUGCUGAGCACCGGCCCCGCGGUGCUGGCGUUACAGACUUCUUUAGUUUUUUCCAAAGAUUUUGGUUUGCUUGUAUUUGUUCGGAAGUCACUUAGCAUUGAUGAAUUUCGUGAUUGUAGAGAAGAAGUCUUAAAAUUUUUAUGUAUUUUCUUAGAAAAAAUUGGCCAGAAGAUCACACCUUAUUCUCUUGAAAUUAAGAAUACUUGUACCAGUGUUUACACAAAGGAUAAAGCUGCUAAAUGUAAAAUCCCAGCCCUAGAUCUUCUUAUUAAGUUACUUCGGACUUUAAGAAGUUCUAGACUCAUGGAUGAAUUUAGAAUUGGAGAGUUAUUUAGCAAAUUCUAUGGAGAACUUGCAUCGAAAACAAAAAUACAGGAUACAGUUUUAGAAAAAAUAUAUGAGCUUCUAGGAGUAUUAGGUGAAGUUCAUCCUAGUGAGAUGAUAAAUAAUUCAGAAAAACUCUUCCGGGCUUUUCUGGGUGAACUUAAGAUCCAGAUGACAUCAGCUGUAAGAGAGCCCAAACUGCCUGUUCUGGCAGGGUGUCUGAAGGGAUUGUCUUCACUCAUGUGUAACUUCACCAAAUCCAUGGAAGAAGAUCCCCAGACUUCAAGGGAGAUUUUUGAUUUUGCAUUAAAGGCAAUUCGUCCUCAGAUUGAUCUGAAGAGAUAUGCGGUACCCUUAGCUGGCUUAUGCUUAUUUACCCUACAUGCAUCUCAGUUUAGCACCUGCCUUCUGGACAACUACAUUUCUUUAUUCGAAGUACUGUCAAAAUGGUGUAGCCAUACAAAUGUAGAAUUGAAAAAAGCGGCACAUUCAGCUCUGGAAUCUUUUCUGAAACAGAUUUCUUUUAUGGUGGCGAAAGAUGCAGAAAUGCAUAAGAGUAAGCUACAGUACUUUAUGGAGGAAUUCUAUGGAAUCAUCAGGAACAUGGAUUCAAACAGCAAAGAUUUAUCCAUUGCGAUUCGUGGAUAUGGACUUUUUGCAGGACCUUGCAAGGUUAUAAAUGCAAAGGAUGUUGACUUCAUGUACGUAGAGCUCAUUCAGCGCUGCAAGCAGCUUUUCCUCACCCAGAUAGACACUGUUGAUGACCACAUUUACCACAUGCCAAGUUUCCUCCAGUCUAUUGCAAGUGUCUUGCUUUACCUUGAUACAGUUCCUGAAGUGUAUACUCCAGUUCUGGAACAUCUCAUGGUGGUACAGAUAGACAGUUUCCCACAGUAUAGUCCAAAAAUGCAGUCAGUGUGUUGUAAAGCCAUAGUGAAAGUUUUCCUAGCCUUAGGGGGGAAAGGACCAGUUCUCUGGAAUUGCAUCAGUACCGUGGUGCAUCAGGCUUUAAUCAGAAUAUGUUCUAAGCCAGUGAUCAUUCAAAAGGAUGUUGAGUCUGAAUCUGAAGAUUAUCGUGCAUCAGGGGAAGUUAGAACUGGCAGAUGGAAAGUGCCCACAUAUAAAGACUAUUUGGAUCUUUUUAGAAGUCUCCUGAGUUGUGACCAGAUGAUGGAGUCUCUCUUAGCAGAUGAAGCAUUUCUCUUUAUGAAUUCCUCCUUUCAAAAUCUGAAUCGUUUGCUAUAUGAUGAAUUUGUCAAAUCAGUUUUGAAGAUUAUUGAGAAAUUGGAUCUUACUCUAGAGAAACAGAAUGUUGGGGGACACGAGGAUGAAAAGGAAGUUACUGGUGUUUGGGUGAUCCCGACCUCAGAUCCAGCUGCUAACUUGCAUCCUGCUAAACCCAAAGAUUUUUCAGCUUUCUUUAACCUGGUGGAAUUUUGCAGAGAGAUUCUUCCUGAGAAACAUGUAGAAUUUUUUGAGCGAUGGGUACAUUCAUUUGCAUAUGAAUUAAUUUUGCAGUCUACACGGUUGCCUCUCAUCAGUGGUUUCUACAAAUUGCUUUCUGUUGCUGUGAGAAAUGCCAAGAAAAUAAAAUAUUUUGAGGGAGUUGGUCUGAAGGGUCAGACACAGUCUCCUGAGGAUCCAGAAAAGUAUUCUUGCUUUGCUUUGCUUGCAAAAUUUGGUAAAGAGGUUUCAGUUAAAAUGAAGCAAUACAAAGAUGAACUUUUGGCCUCCUCUUUGACCUUUAUUCUGUCCCUGCCACAUGACAUCAUUGAACUUGAUAUUAGAGCCUACGUUCCUGCAUUGCAGAUGGCUUUUAAACUGGGCCUGAGCUAUACCCCACUGGCGGAAGUAGGCCUGAAUGCCCUAGAAGAAUGGUCUGUUUACAUCAGCAAACAUGUAAUUCAGCCCCAUUAUAAAGACAUUUUACCCAGCCUUGAUGGAUAUCUGAAAACUUCAGCCUUAUCAGAUGAGACCAAGAACAAUGGGGAAGUAUCAGCACUUUCUCGAGCUGCCCAGAAAGGAUUUAAUAAAGUUUUAUUAAAGCAUCUGAAAAAGACAAAGAGCAUUUCAUCAAAUGAAGCACUGUCCUUAGAAGAAAUAAGGACUAGAGUAGUACAAAUGCUUGGCUUUCUAGGAGGACAAAUAAACAAAAAUCUCCUAACAGUUGCAUCCUCAGAUGAAAUGAUGAAGAAAUGUGUGACAUGGGACAGAGAAAAAAGACUCAGUUUUGCAGUACCAUUUAUAGAAAUGAAACCUGUCAUUUAUCUGGAUGUGUUCUUACCUCGGGUCACAGAAUUAGCUCUUUCAGCUAGUGACAGACAAACUAAAGUUGCGGCUUGUGAGCUUUUACACAGCAUGAUUAUGUUUAUGUUGGGAAAAGCCACUCAAAUGCCUGAAGGUGAUCAAGGUUUCCCACCCAUGUACCAGCUCUACAAGCGAACUUUUCCUGUGCUACUUCAACUUGCAUGUGAUGUAGAUCAGGUGACAAGGCAACUAUAUGAGCCCCUAGUUAUGCAACUGAUUCACUGGUUCACAAACAAUAAGAAAUUUGAAAGUCAGGAUACUGUCGCCUUACUAGAAACAAUAUUGGAUGGAGUUGUAGACCCUGUUGACAGUACUUUAAGAGAUUUUUGUGGUCGGUGUAUUCGCGAAUUCCUCAAAUGGUCCGUUAAGCAGACAACACCGCAGCAGCAGGAAAAAAGUCCAGUAAACACCAAAUCGCUUUUCAAGCGACUGUACAGCUUUGCCCUUCACCCUAAUGCUUUCAAGAGGCUAGGAGCAUCACUUGCCUUUAAUAAUAUCUAUAGGGAAUUCAGGGAAGAAGAGUCUUUGGUGGAACAGUUUGUGUUUGAAGCGUUGGUUACAUAUCUGGAAAGUCUGGCCUUAGCACACACAGAUGAGAAAUCCUUAGGUACAAUUCAACAAUGUUGUGAUGCCAUUGAUCACCUAAGGCGUAUCAUUGAAAAGAAGCACGUAUCUUUAAACAAAGUAAAAAAGCGACGUAGGCCACGAGGAUUUCCACCUGCGGCAUCAUUGUGUUUACUGGAUGUGGUCCAGUGGCUGUUAGCCCACUGUGGGAGGCCCCAAACAGAAUGUCGACACAAAUCCAUAGAACUCUUUUAUAAAUUUGUUCCUUUAUUGCCAGGCAGUACAUCCCCUUCUUCAUGGCUGAAGGAUAUUCUUAAGAACAAAGAUACUUCCUUUCUCAUAAACAUAUUUGAGGGGGGAGGAGGAGAUUGUGAUCGGCUGUCAGGCAUCCUUGCUCAGCCCACCCUCUUCCAUCUGCAAGGGCCGUUCAGCCUGAGAGCUGUCCUGCAGUGGAUGGACAUGCUUCUGGCGGCUUUGGAGUGCUACAACACAUUCAUUGAAGAGAAAACCCUUGAAGCAUCUGAGAUCCUGGGUACUGAAACACAGUCUUCACUUUGGAAAGCGGUGGCUUUCUUUUUAGAAAACAUUGCUAUGCAUGGUAUUACGGCAGCAGAAAAGUGCUUUGGCACUGGGGCAACAGGUCACAGACCCAGUCCACAAGAGGGAGAAAGAUAUAAUUACAGCAAAUGCACGAUUGUGGUCCGGAUUAUGGAAUUUACCACAACGCUGCUCAGCACCUCCCCAGAAGGCUGGAAGCUCCUUGAAAAGGAUUUAUAUAAUAACAAAAACCUUAUGAAACUCUUGGUGAAAACCCUAUGUGAGCCCUCGAGCAUAGGUUUCAAUAUUGGUGAUGUCCUAGUUAUGAAUCAUCUUCCUGAUGUUUGUGUAAACCUGAUGAAAGCACUAAAGAAGUCCCCAUACAAAGACACCCUUGAGAUGUACCUCAAGGAAAAAAUAACAGCACAGAGCAUUGAGGAGCUCUGUGCUGUUGACCUGUAUGGCCCUGAUGCUUAUGUGGAUAGGGCCAAGCUGGCGUCUGUCGUGUCAGCUUGUAGACAACUUCACAGAGCUGGUUUUUUGCAUGUUGUAUUACCAUCUCAGUCUGCAGAUCAGCAUCAUUCUGUUGGCACAAAACUUCUUUCCCUGGUUUAUAAAAGCAUUGCACCUGGAGAUGAACGAGAGUAUUUUCCUUCACUAGACCCCAGUUGUAAGCGAUUAGCCAGUGGACUUCUGGAGUUGGCCUUUGCUUUUGGAGGACUGUGUGAGCACCUUCUGAAUCUUCUCCUCGACACCACAGUGUUGUCUAAGUCAGCCCCAGGAGUGUCCCAGAGAAACAUGGUCAGCUUCUCUCACGGAGAGUAUUUUUAUAGCUUGUUCGCAGAGACAGUCAACACCGAAUUAUUGAAAAAUCUAGAUCUUGCUGUAUUGGAGCUCAUGAAAUCAUCUGUGGAUAAUCCCAAAAUGGUAAGCACCGUUCUGAAUGGUAUGUUAGAUCAGAGCUUCAGGGAUCGAGCCAGCCAGAAACACCAAGGACUGAAACUUGCGAGUAAAAUUCUGCACAACUGGAAGAAGUGGGACUCCUGGUGGGCCAAAGAUUCUACUCCUGAAAGUAAAACAGCAGUGCUGACCUUACUGGCCAAAAUUUUGCAGAUUGAUUCAUCUGUAUCUUUUAAUACAAAUCACAGUGCGUUCCCUGAAGUCUUUACAACAUAUGCUAGUCUACUUGCUGAUUCAAAGUUGGGUUUACAUUUAAAGGGUCAGGCUGUAAUUCUUCUUCCAUUCUUCACCAGUCUUACUGGAGGCAGUCUUGAGGACCUUAAGCAUGUCCUUGAAAAGCUUAUCGUUUCUAAUUUCCCCAUGAAGUCUGAAGAAUUUCCCCCAGGAACUCUGCGGUACAAUAAUUAUGUAGACUGCAUGAAGAAGUUUCUAGAUGCAUUGGAAUUAUCUCAAAGUCCUGUAUUGUUGCAGUUGAUGACGGAAAUUCUUUGUCGGGAACAGCAACAUGUUAUGGAAGAAUUAUUUCAAUCUACUUUCAAAAAGAUUGCCAGAAAGAGUUCAUGUGUCACACAAUUAGCCCUUUUGGAAAGGGUGUACAGAAUGUUCAAGAGGGACGACCUACUUUCAAAUGUUACUCGCCAAGCUUUUGUAGAUCGCUCCCUUCUCACCCUUUUGUGGCAUUGUAGCCUGAGUGCUUUGAGAGAAUUCUUCAGCAAAAUUGUAGUGGAUGCCGUUGAUGUGUUGAAGUCUAGAUUUACGAAGCUAAAUGAAUCUAUCUUUGAUACUCAAAUCACCAAGAAGAUGGGCUAUUAUAAAAUGCUACAUGUGAUGUAUUCUCGUCUUUCAAAAGAGGAUGUUCACUCGAAAGAAUCUAAAAUUAAUCAAGUUUUCAACGGCUCAUGUGUUACAGAAGGAAAUGAACUUACAAAGACACUUAUCAAAUUGUGCUAUGAUGCAUUUACAGAGAACAUGACGGGUGAGAAUCAGUUGCUGGAGAGGAGAAGACUUUACCAUUGUGCUGCAUACAACUGUGCCAUUUCUGUUAUCUGCUGUGUCUUCACCGAAUUAAAAUUUUACCAAGGUUUUCUCUUCACUGAAAAACCUGAAAAGAACUUGCUUAUUUUGGAAAAUCUGAUUGACCUGAAGCACUGCUAUACAUUUCCUGUAGAAGUUGAGGUUCCUAUGGAAAGAAAGAAAAAGUACAUUGAAAUUAGGAAAGAAGCCAGGGAAGCCACAAAUGGGGAUUCAGGUGGCCCUCAUUAUCUAUCUUCCUUGUCAUAUUUGGCAGACAGCAGCCUGAGUGAGGAAAUGAGUCAAUUUGAUUUCUCAACUGGAGUUCAGAGCUAUUCAUACUGUUCCCAAGAACUGAAAUCUACCCCUGGUCAUUUUAGGAGACAGGAGCAUAAAGACCCCAUGGUCCAAGAUGCUGUCCUAGAGUUAGAGAUGGAUGAGCUCAAUCAACACGAAUGUAUGGCGACCAUGACAGCCCUGAUUAAGCACAUGCACAGAAAUCAGAUACUACCUAAAGGAGGAGAGGGUUCAGUGCCAAAAAAUCUUCCUCCGUGGAUGAAAUUUCUUCAUGACAAACUAGGAAAUCCAUCGGUAUCAUUAAAUAUCCGUCUCUUCUUAGCCAAGCUUGUUAUUAAUACAGAAGAAGUCUUUCGCCCUUAUGCGAAGUACUGGCUAAGUCCCUUGCUGCAGCUGGUAGUUUCUGAAAAUAAUGGAGGAGAAGGAAUUCACUAUAUGGUGGUUGAGAUAGUGGUUACUGUUCUUUCAUGGACAGGAUUAGCUACUCCUGUGGGUGUCCCUAAAGACGAAGUAUUGGCAAACCGAUUGCUUCAUUUCCUAAUGGAACAUGUUUUUCAUCAAAAAAGAGCUGUGUUUAGACAUAACCUUGAAAUUAUAAAAACCCUUGUUGAAUGCUGGAAGGAUUGUUUAUCUAUCCCUUACAGGUUAAUAUUUGAGAAGUUUUCCAGUCAGGAUCCUAAUUCUAAAGACAAUUCAGUAGGAAUUCAAUUAUUAGGCAUUGUAAUGGCCAAUAAUUUGCCUCCCUAUGACCCAGAAUGUGGCAUAGAGAGCAUAAAAUACUUUCAAGCUUUGGUCAGUAAUAUGUCCUUUGUAAAAUAUAAAGAGGUAUAUGCAGCAGCAGCAGAAGUUCUAGGACUUACUCUUCGAUAUAUUACCAAGAAAGAAAAUGUAUUGGAGGAGUUGGUGUAUGAACUGAUCAUAAAGCAGUUGAAGCAACAUCAGAAUACGAGGGAGGACAAAUUUAUUGUGUGCUUGAACAAAGCCGUGAAGAACUUUCCUCCUCUUGCUGAUAGGUUUAUGAACACCGUGUUCUUCCUGCUGCCAAAAUUUCAUGGCGUGAUGAAGACCCUCUGUCUGGAGGUGGUGCUCUGUCGUGCAGAGGAAAUAACAGAUCUCUACUUACAGUUAAAGAGCAAGGAUUUCAUUCAAGUCAUGAGACACAGAGAUGAUGAAAGACAGAAAGUGUGUUUGGACAUAAUUUAUAUGAUGAUGGCAAAAUUGAAACCAACAGAACUCCGAGAACUUCUGAAUCCUGUUGUAGAAUUCAUUUCUCAUCCUUCUCCAGUGUGUAGGGAACAAAUGUAUAAUAUUCUAAUGUGGGUUCAUGACAAUUACCGAGAUCCAGAAAGUCAAGCAGAUGAUGAGUCUCGGGAAAUAUUUAAGUUGGCAAAAGAUGUGUUGAUUCAAGGGUUGAUCGAUGAGAACACUGGGCUUCAAUUAAUUAUUCGAAAUUUCUGGAGCCAUGAGACUAGAUUACCUUCCAAUAUCUUGGACCGAUUGUUGGCACUAAAUUCCUUAUAUUCUCCCAAGAUAGAAAUGCACUUUUUAAGUUUAGCAACAGAUUUUCUGCUUGAAAUGACCAGCAUGAGCCCAGAUUAUCCAAACCCUGUGUUUGAGCAUCCUCUGUCAGAAUGUGAAUUUCAGGAAUAUACCAUUGAUUCUGACUGGCGUUUCCGAAGUACUGUUCUCACUCCGAUGUUUAUUGAGACUCAAGCCUCCCAAAGUGCUCUCCAGGCCCGGACCCAGGAGGGAUCCCUCCCAGCUCAAGGGGUGAUGGCUAAGCAGAUACGGGCCACCCAACAGCAGUAUGACUUCACACCUACACAGACUGCAGGAUCACUGUGGCUUGAAGGAGCAGGUGGGGUGUUUCCUGCUUCACAAAUGAGGACGAUGAGGCUCAGACACCUAAGCUGCCUCGGGUCACUCACUAGUAACCUGAUAGAACUUCUGCCUAGUGACGUGGCUGUUUCCCUGGAGGAGCUGUCCCCAGUGACUAUGGCAGAUGGCAGAAGCUCCUUUAAUUGGCUCACUGGGAGCAGUAUUGACCCACUAGUGGAUUAUACAGUCUCCUCAUCAUCGGAUUCCUCAUCUUCCUCCUUGCUGUUUGUCCACAAGAGGAGUGAAAAGUUACAGAGAGCACCCUUGAAGUCAGUGGGACCUGAUUUUGGGAAAAAAAGGCUGGGUCUUCCAGGAGAUGAGGUGGAUAACAAAGCAAAAGGUAUAGACAAUCGGGCAGAAAUAUUAAGAUUACGCAGACGAUUUAUAAAGGACAAAGAAAAGCUCAGUUUGAUUUAUACCAGAAAAAGUAUUGCUGAACAAAAACGAGAGAAGGAGAUUAAGAGUGAAUUAAAAAUGAAGCACGAUGCCCAAGUCAUUUUGUACAGGAGUUACCGUCAAGGAGACCUUCCUGACAUUCAGAUUAAAUACAGUAGCCUGAUCACCCCCUUGCAAGCUGUGGCCCAGAGAGACCCAAUAAUUGCAAAACAGCUCUUUGGCAGUUUGUUUUCUGGAAUUAUAAAAGAAAUGGAUAAAUACAAGACCAAGGCUGAGAAAAACAACAUUACUCAAAAGUUGCUCCAGGACUUUAAUCAUUUUCUUAACACCACUUUCUCUUUCUUUCCACCUUUUGUCUCUUGUAUCCAGGAAAUCAGUUGCCAACACACAGACUUGCUGAGCCUCGACCCAGCUUCUGUCAGUGCUGGCUGCCUGGCCAGUCUACAGCAGCCUGUGGGCGUCCGCCUUCUCGAGGAGGCCCUGCUCCACCUGGUGCCUCAAGAGCCACCUGCCAAGAGGUUUCGGGGGAGGACUUGCCUCUCUCCUGAUGUCGUCAGAUGGAUGGAACUUGCUAAACUGUAUAGGUCAAUUGGAGAAUAUGAUGUCCUCCGCGGUAUUUUUAGCAGUGAGAUAGGAACAAAGCAAGUCACUCAGAGUGCGAUAUUAGCAGAAGCAAGAAGUGAUUAUUCUGAAGCUGCUAAGCAGUAUAAUGAGGCUCUCAAUAAACAAGAGUGGGUGGAUGGUGAGCCUACAGAAGCUGAGAAGGAUUUUUGGGAACUUGCAUCCCUCGACUGUUAUAACCAGCUUGCUGAGUGGAAAUCAUUGGCAUACUGUUCUGUAGUCAGCAUUGAUAAUGAAAACCCUCCAGAUCUAAAUAAAAUGUGGAGUGAACCAUUUUAUCAGGAGACCUAUCUACCUUACAUGAUCCGCAGCAAGCUGAAGUUACUGCUUCAAGGGGAGGCUGACCAGUCCUUGCUGACAUUUAUUGAUGAAGCUGUGAACAAAGAGCUUCAGAAGGCUCUUAUAGAGCUGCAUUAUAGUCAGGAAUUGAGUCUUCUUUACAUCUUACAAGAUGAUGUUGACAGAGCCAAAUAUUAUAUUGAAAAUUGCAUUCAGAUUUUCAUGCAGAAUUACUCAAGUAUUGAUGUCCUCUUACACCGAAGUAGACUCACCAAAUUGCAGUCUGUACAAACUAUAAUAGAAAUUCAGGAGUUCAUCAGUUUUAUAAGCAGACAAGGUAGUUUAUCAUCUCAAGCUCCCCUUAAGAGACUUAUAAAAACCUGGACAAACAGAUACCCAGAUGCUAAAAUGGACCCAAUGAACAUCUGGGAUGACAUCAUCACAAACCGAUGUUUCUUUCUCAGCAAAAUAGAAGAGAAACUUACUCUUCCUCCAGGUGAUCAUAGUUUGUCCAUGGAUGGCGAUAGAGAUUCUAGUGAUACAGUGGAAGUUCAGGAGCAGGGAGAAGAGGUCUGUUCUCUGAUUAAGAACUGUAUAUUCUCCAUGAAAAUGAAGAUGAUAGAAAGUGCAAGAAAGCAGCACAGUUUCUCACUUGCCAUGAAACUACUGAAGGAGCUUCAUAGAGAGUCAAAAACAAGAGAGGACUGGCAGGUGAAAUGGGUGCAGAGCUACUGCCGGCUCAGCCACAGCCGGAGCCAGGGCCAGAACUGCCGUGAGCAGAUUCUCACGGCGCUGAAAACAAUCUCCUUGCUGGGUGAGAGCACACCAAGUUACUUAAGGAAAAAUGUUCUGGCUUUCCAUGACCAGAAUAUUCUCUUGGGUACAACUUACAGAAUCAUGGCUAAUGCUCUCAUCAGGGAGCCAACCUGCCUUGCUGAAAUCGAGGAAAGCAAGGCCAGAAGAAUCUUGGACCUUUCUGGAUCCAGUUCAGAGAAUGCAGGAGAGGUGAUUGCAGGUCUGUACCAGAGAGCAUUCCAUCACCUUUCUGAGGCUGUGCGGACAGCUGAGGAGGAGGCCCAGCCUUCCCUCAGGGGCCAGGGUCCUGUAGCCAGCCUCACAGAUGCUUACAUGACACUGGUGGAUUUCUGUGACCAGCAGCUCCGCAAGGAGGAGGAGAGUGCAUCAGUUACUGAGUCUGUAGAACUUCAGACAUAUCCAGCCCUUGUGGUGGACAAAAUGUUGAAAGCUUUAAAACUGCAUUCCAGUGAAGCCAGGCUGAAGUUUCCCAGACUGCUACAGAUUAUAGAGCUAUAUCCAGAGGAGACCCUGAGCCUAAUGACAAAAGAGAUUUCUUCCAUUCCUUGCUGGCAGUUCAUUGGCUGGAUCAGCCAUAUGGUGGCCUUACUGGACAAAGAGGAAGCUGUUGCUGUCCAGCACACUGUGGAAGAGAUUGCUAAUAACUAUCCACAGGCAAUUGUCUACCCAUUUAUAAUAAGUAGUGAAAGCUAUUCUUUCAAAGAUACUUCUACUGGUCAUAAGAAUAAAGAGUUUGUGGCAAGGAUUAAAAUUAAGUUGGAUCAAGGAGGAGUGAUUCAAGAUUUUAUUAGUGCCCUAGAACAGCUCUCUAAUCCUGAAAUGCUCUUUAAGGAUUGGAUUGAUGAUAUCAAAGUCGAACUGGCAAAAACCCCUGUUAGUAAAAAAAACAUUGAAAAGAUGUAUGAAAGAAUGUAUGCAGCUUUGGGAGACCCAAGGGUUCCAGGCCUUGGGGCUUUCAGAAGGAGGUUUAUUCAGGCUUUUGGAAAAGAAUUUGAUAAACACUUUGGGAAAGGAGGUUCUAAGCUACCUGGAAUGAAACUCCGUGACUUUACCAACAUUACCGACUCACUAUUUUCUAAAAUGUGCAGAGACUCAAAGCCACCUGGGAAUCUGAAAGAAUGCUCACCCUGGAUGAGUGACUUCAAAGUAGAAUUUUUGAGAAAUGAGCUGGAGAUUCCUGGUCAAUAUGAUGGCAAAGGAAAGCCAGUGCCAGAAUACCAUGCACGAAUCGCUGGAUUUGAUGAGCGGGUAAAAGUAAUGGCUUCUAUCAGAAAGCCGAAGCGUAUCAUCAUCCGAGGCCAUGAUGAGAAAGAGUACCCUUUCCUUGUCAAGGGGGGUGAAGACCUGCGGCAGGACCAGCGGAUUGAACAACUCUUUGAGGUCAUGAAUGUCCUCCUUUCUCAGGAUGCUGCUUGUAGCCAGAGAAACAUGCAGUUGAAGACCUACCAUGUCAUACCCAUGACCUCCAGAUUAGGACUAAUUGAAUGGAUUGAAAAUACUUUUACCUUGAAGGACUUUCUUUUGAGUAACAUGUCACGAGAGGAGAAAACUGCUUAUACAAGUGAUCCCAAAGCACCACCAUGUGAAUAUAGAGACUGGCUGACAAAGAUGUCUGGGAAAUACGAUGUUGGCGCUUACAUGUCAAUGUUUAAGGCAGCUAGUCGUUCUGAAACAGUCACAUCUUUUAGAAGGAGAGAAAGUAAAGUGCCAGCUGAUCUCUUAAAGCGGGCCUUUCUGAAGAUAAGCACAGGCCCUGAGGCCUUCCUGGCACUUCGCUCCCACUUUGCCAGCUCUCAUGCUCUUAUGUGCAUCAGCCACUGGAUUCUGGGCAUUGGAGACAGACAUCUGAACAAUUUCAUGGUAAGCAUGGAUACAGGUGGAAUGAUCGGAAUCGACUUUGGACAUGCAUUUGGAUCAGCUACUCAGUUUCUGCCCGUCCCUGAGUUGAUGCCUUUUCGUCUGACUCGCCAGUUUAUCAAUCUGAUGUUACCAAUGAAAGAAGCAGGCGUUAUGUCCAGUGUCAUGGUGCAUGCACUGAGAGCCUUCCGCUCACACUCUGACCUGCUUACUAACACCAUGGAUGUGUUUGUAAAGGAACCUUCCUUCGACUGGAAAAAUUUUGAACAGAAAAUGCUAAAAAAAGGAGGAUCAUGGAUUCAAGAAAUAAAUGUAACUGAAAAAAAUUGGUAUCCCCGGCAAAAAAUACAUUAUGCUAAGAGAAAGUUAGCAGGUGCCAACCCAGCAGUUAUUACUUGUGAUGAGCUGUUCCUGGGCCAUGAGAAGGCACUUGCCUUUGGAGAUUAUGUGGCUGUAGCACGAGGAAGCAAAGAUCACAACAUCCGUGCCCAACAACCAGAGAGUGGACUGUCAGAAGAGGCUCAAGUAAAGUGCUUGAUUGACCAGGCAACAGACCCCAACAUUCUUGGCAGAACUUGGAUAGGAUGGGAGCCCUGGAUGUGAAGAACUGUGCAAGUCAGCAGAUAAAAAGCAUGAAAGUGUUCAAAGAAUCUCCUAAACUUGGGCCACCUGGGUGGCUCAGAUGGUUAAGAAUCUGCCUUCAGCUCAGGUCAUGAUCCCAGGGUCCUGGGAUUGAACCCCAGGUUGGGCUCUCUGCUUAGCGGGGAGCCUGCUUCUCCCUCUGCCUCUGCCUCUCUCCCCUGCUCAUGC